Molecule: messenger RNA, 3126 nt
Organism: Ceratitis capitata (Mediterranean fruit fly)
Lineage: Eukaryota; Metazoa; Arthropoda; Insecta; Diptera; Tephritidae
Gene: drd
Product: nose resistant to fluoxetine protein 6
Exons: 13
Coding region: 404-2935 (843 amino acids)
Molecular function (GO): acyltransferase activity, transferring groups other than amino-acyl groups
Source: RefSeq, a predicted model, not a curated record
ACUUGGCCAUUCAGUACGAUAUGAACGUCUCGUCUUGGCGGUUGAUUUGAUUGGAAUUCCGCUCAACGGUUGUGAACCAAAAUAAAGAUGUUAUUUGUUUGAAGGUAGAAUCUUUCUUAGAGUGUGUUGCUGACUGUGAAGUGGACAAUACGCGGCACUGUAGACUCGUUGCAUGGCGAUAAGUCCAAAAUUGCAGCAUAUUUUUCUGAACUUCUUUUCUUGCGAACACUUAAUAAAAAGCGAGACGAAUAAAUUGUGACACAUUUCCACUGAUAGGAUGUAAUCACAAAUUUCAAGUGCAUAUGUAUAAUAAAACUUGUAAAAAUCAGCAAGAACAUAAACAGAAACUGAAAAGCGCUAAAUUGUGAACUAUUAAAACAACAAUAACAACAAUAGCAAAAUAAUGCGUCCGAAAAUCGCACCCUACUUUGUGGGCGCACACCUGUUGCUGCUCGUGCUGCUCACCUUAAACGGCAAUGGCAACACCAACAACAACAAACUAUACGCACAAGCCGAAACAGCUAAUCCAACUUGUACGCUGAAGGACAAUUGUAAUUUGAAUGAAAAUUUCCUGACAGCCAACGGUGAGACAAGUGAAAAGGCCGCAAGUAAAUUGGAGAAUAAAAUCGCUUCAAUUUUCGAGGAUAAAGUAAAUUACAGUCUAAAAUUGUUCGCUGAUGAAGAUGUCAUCGAAUACAACGCCUUGGAGAGUAAUUUAAGUGAACGUGCCCAUCUGGGAACACCAUCAGCGGCGAAUUUCACGCUAAGCCAGCUGCAGGACGCAACCGAUGUGGAGGAGGAUGAAAGAGUUUACUUGUACAACAUUGGCCGUCGUUUUAUAUCAAUAGCAACACCUUUUGAUGCAGCUCGCAGUCCGGAGGCCUCUCCAAAGUGUCGUGCGCAAAUGCGACGUUUUCUAGAAGGCUUAAACAACUUUGAUUUAUGGGCUUUGAAAAUGCACGACUCCACCGGCAAAAUCACUUCGGGCAUACUCAAUGGCAACAUUAAUCAACCGGGCGAUUUCGACCAGUGUCUCGGUGUCAGCAGCACCUCCGCUGACGAUGCAGCAGCAAUGGCAGGUAGCGAUGCACAUGGCGAGAUUAAGGGGCAGUAUUGUUUGGCUUACGCACAGCCAGUGUUACCACAUAAAUCGAAACGUUUACGAGCGUUGUUCAAACUGAUGCAAUCGCAUGGACCAUUCAAGAGUGAAUUCAAUGAUCCCGGACAUCGUGUGCCACGCUACUCACUCAUCAAUUGGGGUAUUUGUGUACCGGACGCCUGCAGCCAUCAAGAUGUCGAGUAUACGGUGAAAGAGUAUUUGAGGAAUAUGACCAGUUCGACAGGCAUCUUAUUCCAGGUACGAGUUGAACCGAAGUUGUGUCAGGUGCGUGAUAACAAACCGUGGGAUCGCAAUACCACGUGGGCAGUACGCUUCUUCCUCAUUAUACUCUCCAUCGCUGUGCUUUCAACAGUCUACGAACGUUGCACCAAAGAGACGCAGAAGCCAAAUGAGUGGCUCACUGCAUUCUCUUUGGAUAAAAAUCUGCGUUGGCUCUUUAGCACUAGCUCCUCGCCCAACGAUAUUGAAGCUGUGCAUGGCAUACGGUUUUUGAAUGCAGUCAUGUUGCUCUUCUCACACAAAUCCAUGGCGAUGUUCUUCAAUGCAUACAAUAAUAGAACGGAAAUGUCAGAGAGCUUGGGUCGCCCUUGGACAGUGAUUGGACGCGCCGCCUCGCUCUACACGGAUCCCUUCCUACUCUUCAGUGGCAUGUUGACAGCUUACUCGCUCUUCGGUCGCCUCCUCAAGGACCAGCCGAUACGUUUGCGAAAUGAAUAUAUAAGCCGUUUAAUGCGCAUUGUACCGCCACUAGCUGCUCUCAUACUCUUUUGCACCUUUGUACUGCCCUUAUGGGGCUCGGGACCGCAAUGGAAUUUGGUUGUUGGACAUCAUGCGGAUAUUUGCAAGCGAAACUGGUGGCGCAACUUACUUUUCAUACACAACUAUUUUGGCUUCAGUGAGAUGUGCCUCACACACACACACCACUUGGGAAUUGAUACUGAACUCUUCGCCGUAGCGCCGUUAAUGAUACUGGGUCUAUGGAAAUGGCCUAGAAAAGGCUUAUUCACGUUGCUUAUGCUUGCAGCGAUUGGCACUGCCGCACGUUACUAUACCACCAUCGUAAACCAAUUGUCAAAUUAUAUCUAUUUUGGUACAAACAUUCAACGCCUCUUCCGCACUGCCGACUAUAUGUACUCCUUCCCACCACAUCGUUCCACAGUUUAUAUUAUGGGCAUUUUGCUUGGCUAUUGUCUGCGUAAAUACCGUGGCAUACAAUUAACGAACACACAGCUACGUCUCGGCUGGACAGUUGCCACUGCCUGUGUGCUAGUAUCGCUGUUGGGACCAGCGCCUAUGGGCGACAUCAGCUAUCAAUACAAUAGCACGCAUGCGGCCAUAUAUGCAGCCUUUGCACCGAUUGCUUGGUGUAUAUUCUUCGCGUGGAUCGUUUUUGUUUCACAUAAUGGCUAUACAAACAAAUUUACAAAUAUGCUUUCGUGGAAAGGUUUCCAAGUUUCUACGAAACUAUCGUACGCAAUUUAUCUAACACAAUUCCCAGUGUUCUUCUUCAAUGUCGGCCGUCGUCGACACAUUCAUCAUUAUUAUAAUUUCGUUUCUAUCAUUCUCGAUACCAACGAAUAUAUUUGCAUAUUCCUUGCGUCGGUUGCGCUCACCGUUCUCUUUGAUGCACCAUUCCAAAAUAUCAAGAAGCUCAUAUUUAACCGCACACCAAGUAGAAAUCUAACAAAUGGUACCAUAAAAAGCGCAGCGAACGGAGCAAUAAAAUCAUCGUCAGAAUCCAACUCGACGCCCUCAACGACACAUUCUAAUGGCACGAUAGCCAAUGGGAAAGUUGUGCAUGCUCACAGCGAUUAGUUCUUAGUGGCUAGUUUAGUUGUCUUUUGUUGUAAUUUAUGCUAGCGUGUAUUUAAGUCAUUAUUUAAUAAUUAGCGGGAGUCUUAGUCGUUAAGUCUGUGAUGUAUAUUUCUAUAGUUAUUGUAAAUUAUAAUAACUGCAUAUAUUUGUUUUUAUGUAUGUAAAUAAAUUCUAAACUCCAAUUUUUUAAA